GAAGGGUGCUUGCAUCUCCACCAACCGAAUCAUGGCCAACCUAGUCCACCCCCCGCUAGAUUUCUUGCACAACCCAACCAGUCAUUCCCCAUCCUGCUUGGGAUUCGGAUUCGGCCUUUCAGUAAGCUCUGGAGCUAGUUGCCAGUCUACAAUGUCCCUGGGACAUACGCAGCCUGCUACUUUCCAGCAACUAGCCUCCAGCAUGAACCUCCCCGCUUCUGCUCACCGCCCACAGAAAAGAAGACAUGAAUUAGACGAUGAAACGGAAAGCUCCAGUCGACAUGGCGCACGGGACGUAGCCAUGGACCGAAGUCCAACACCAGAACGCCUUAGGCGUGCGGCACCAAAGCGAGCAAAGGUCGCCUCUGUUGUUCACUCAAAAGAUGACAAAGGUGGAAAAGAAAAUAGCUCAGUGGGCUCAGAUAACGAUGUUGACGUCGGCGUUCUCCUUGCGAGUCUGCCACCGCAAUCGCUGCUUCCUCUGCUUAAUUCUAUGAUUAGCGCUCAACCAUCACUUAAAUCUCUCAUACUACCUCUGAUACCCCGUCCGACGCUGGAUACAGCUAUACAAGCUCUGGAGCAAUCAGCUCGAAAACUUCGGGAGGCAUAUCCCUAUUCCAACCCUUCAUCCUUUGCGCCAGGAACAUCAUCAACGACCUCUUUUGGUUUUGGAAUCACAAGCUAUAGAACACCCCUCGGCGGCCUACCCUCCGGCUUCACACGUUUCGGCCAGCAGAGUCAAGCAGGCCCAUCUGAUGGUGGCAUGCGAGAGUCAUACAUCCUAUCGCGUCUACGACCAGCUAUACAUGAAUUCGUGUCAGCCUGCAUGUCAUAUGUGCCAUAUUUUUCAUAUGCAUCGCCUUCAUUACCGUUGCACGUUGAUUCCAGCGCUUCGACACAGUCACACUCUUCAGCCCUUCAGCUGCAACACAAAGACAAGUCUCAUCCGUCAGAGACUUUUCUCUUCCUUGCGGCCCUCAGCAACCAUAUACUUUCUCAACCAUCCUUGACACAAUCAUCACUGGCCCCUUUGUUACUGCCUCGGCUGAUUCAAGAGUGGCGAGCCUGGAUAGAUCGGAUAGACGAGGUCGUGAAUCAACAAGGGGGGAUGUUUGGAGUGGACUCCGUUAGAAGUUGGGAAAAAGGCUUGGACGAGUUUGCCGAGGCGAAAGGUCCGGAGGGAUGGCAGGACAUGCGAAAGGUACGAGAUCAGUGGGUAGCAAAGGUCGGGUGGCUGGUGGGUAGGAAUGUGCUACACCUAAUGGAGGAGGAACUUUGAUAAGCACAACAUGUUUGACCUCGUAAUGCGUGUUUGGUCGAGCUCAAAUUUCCCUGUUGAUGAUCCUGAGCGGAGUCGUUGGAUUAUGGUUUACUGAUAUGUAGCUCAUAGGUUUUCUGGUGGCGUAUCUCAUCGCUCAUUAUGUAUUUAGUCAUGACCGAUUCUUAUGCUCACUCGCAUGUUGUAUGACUAUAUCGAUCGAAGGUGCACACCUGUUUCUUCAGAGCGUGUCUUCCGGAGCGUUUACCU
This is a messenger RNA of Suillus paluster, 1528 nucleotides long. RefSeq lists its product as uncharacterized. Lineage: Eukaryota; Fungi; Basidiomycota; Agaricomycetes; Boletales; Suillaceae. Gene Ontology annotation, biological process: nuclear protein quality control by the ubiquitin-proteasome system; proteasome localization. The record is from RefSeq and is a predicted model, not a curated record. Bases 32 to 1279 code for a protein of 415 amino acids. The transcript has 2 exons. Gene Ontology annotation, cellular component: nucleus.